This is a messenger RNA of Adineta ricciae, 4341 nucleotides long. Lineage: Eukaryota; Metazoa; Rotifera; Eurotatoria; Adinetida; Adinetidae. The record is from the annotation of a GenBank genome assembly.
AUGAAUUAUAAAAGAUUACCUGAACCAAUACUUGAAUAUAAUUAUGGUCCACGAGGAAAUGCACUUGCUGAUUUUGAUGGUGAUACAUUGAUUGAUAUGGUUGUUGUGAAUCAUCUUGUUGAUAAUAUUGCCAUUUAUAAAGGAGAUGGAACUGGACAUUUCAUAAAACAAAUUGAAUAUUCAACUGAUCUCCAUUCAGAACCUUAUAUGGUCGAUACAGGUGAUUUUAAUCAUGAUUCACAUAUUGAUAUUGCUGUAGCGAAUUUUGCUGGUAAUAAUAUUGGAAUUUUUCUUAAUUUGGGUAAUGGAUUAUUUGAUAAUCAAAUAAAAUAUUCAAUUGGUUCAUCUCGUCCAAUUUAUCUUCUCAUCAAAGAUUUAAAUAAUGAUACAUAUCUGGAUAUAAUUACUGCUAAUUAUGGUACACAUAGUAUUAGUGUUCUAUAUGGUGAUGAUGAUGAUGGAAAAUUGAUGAAUCCAAUUUUCUAUUCAACUGGUUAUGAUUCUUAUCCAUCUGCAUUAGCUGUUUGUGAUCUUGAUAAUGAUUUAUAUUUCGAUAUAAUUGUUGCUAAUUAUGGUACAAAUAAUAUUGGAAUAUUUUAUGGAAUUAAUAAUAAGAAUUUCUCCAAUCAAAUAAUUAUAUCAACUGGUUAUAGUUCUCAUCCAAUUUCAAUUGCUAUUGGUCUUUUUAAUAAUGAUGAUUUUUAUGAUAUAACUGUUGCUAAUUCUGGAACAAAUCUGAUUAGUAUAUUUACAAAUAAUAGAAAUAAAACUUUUAUAAAAUCAACAGCAUAUACUUUUGAUGAUAAUACUUCUCCAUAUUCUAUUGAAGCUGGUUUUGUUAAUAACGAUAAUUAUCUAGAUUUAAUUGUUUCAAAUAAAGGCAUUGAUAAUCUUGGUGUUUUGUUAGGAGAAGGAAAUAGUUCAUUUAUAUUAUCAAAAAUGUAUUCAACUGGUUCAACUUCUUCAAUUUCAUUUGCUACACAUGAUAUUAAUAAAGAUAAUCGAUUAGAUAUCGUUUUAGUUAAUAACGAUAUAGGAUCUUUAGAUAUUUUCCUUGGUCAAUUCGAAGGAUUUUAUAGUUUAAGUUCACAUUUAAUUGAAAUAUCUCCAAAUUAUGCAUUUAUUUAUGAUUUAAAUAAUGAUAAUUAUUUAGAUGUCAUUAUUGUUUCUAUGUUCCAGAACUAUAUCAGAAUUUCGUUAGGAAAUGAAUAUAAUUCUUUUAUUGAUCGAUCAACAUAUACUGUUGGUAAUUCUCCAUCAAAUGUAGCUUUUGGUGAUUUGAAUAACGACACAUUUGUUGAUAUUAUUGUAGUUAAUAGUUUGGGUAAUGAUAUAAGUCUACUUUUCGGAUUUGGAAAUGGAAGUUUUAUGUCUGAACUAAGAUAUACUGUUGAUAAAUAUCCAGCGGAUCUAGUCGUUAUUGACAUUAAUAAUGACAAUUAUUUAGAUAUUGUUGUUAUCAGUACGUUUAGUAAUAAUAUGAGUAUUUUAUUAGGUUAUGGAAAUGGUUCUCUAGCAUAUCCAAUAACUACUUUAUCUUUUAAAGAUCCAACUGUGAUGGCAGUUGCUGAUUUUAAUAAAGACUCAUUGUUAGAUAUUGUGGUUGCAUUAAAUAUUAAUUAUAUCAAUAUUUAUCUUGGACUUGGAAAUUGUUCUUUUACAAACAUAGCAACGUAUACAGUCGGUUCACGUCCAUCUAAGCUAAUAAUUCAAGAUUUGAAUAAUAACAAACUAUUAGAUUUAGUAGUUAUAAAUUAUGAUAGUAAUGAUAUAGAUGUUCUCAUGGAUUUCACAAAUCAAUCUUUUAUAAGUCAAUCGAAAUAUUCAGUCGGUUCUGCACCAUUUUCUGCUAUAAUUGCUGAUUUUAAUAAUGAUAAUCUAUUAGAUAUUAUAACUGCUAAUGUACAUGGUUCCGAUAUAAGCAUCCUUUUCGGAUCUAAUGAUAGUACAUUUGCAAAUCAACUGAAAAUAAAUAUCGGCAGUUAUCCACUUUGUAUAGCUUCUUAUGAUUAUAAUAAAGAUUCAAGAUUGGAUUUACUUGCUGUUACAUGUACUCCAACUAACAUGGAUAUUAAUAUAUUACUUCAAUAUAAUCGAGGAUUUCUUGUUAAUAAAGUAACUUAUACAUCUGCAGAUGGUGCUCAUCUUCGAUAUAUUAACACAUAUGAUAUGAAUAAUGAUACUUAUCAAGAUAUUAUUGUUGCGAAUUAUGGUUCAGAUAAUAUUGGAAUUUUAUAUGGAUAUGGAAAUAAUACAUUUAGUGAACAAAAACUUAUCGAUACUGGUUUAAAUUCUCGUCCAUCAUCUCUUGUUAUUAAUGAUUAUAAUGGUGAUCAUCAAUUAGAUAUUCUCUUUUUUAAUUAUGAACAGAAAAUUUUCCAUAUGUUAAAUAAAGAUGGACAAGAAAUGAAUACAUCUAUUAAUAGUGUUAUUUUUGAUUCGAUUCCAUCAAUUAUUAUUGCAAAUGAUUUGAAUCAUGAUCAACGUUCUGAUAUUCUUGUUACAUAUGAUAAUACUUCAAACCUAGAUACCAUUUAUUUGAAAGAAAUUCGAACAUUUAUCAACAAACAUCUAUAUCUUAUUGAUAACGAUACAUAUGAUUUAUAUUUUCAAGAUUUUAAUAAUGAUACUUAUUUAGAUAUGUUAAUUGUUUAUGAAAAUACCGGCAUUCUUGCUGUACUUCUUAGAAAUAAAGAUGGAACAUUUUCAAAUCCAAUGAAAUAUUCAGUGAAAUCUAAUAUAUUAACUACAAAAAUCGAAGAUAUGAAUAAAGAUUCCAUAUAUGAUAUUAUUACCAUUAAUCACCGCAGAAAAGAUAUAAGCGCAUUUUUUGGUCUUGGUAAUGGCUCUUUUGGUGAUGAAAUAAAAUCUGCAUCGUUUAAUUUAACACCCACACAAGCUAUUUUUGAUGAUUUUAAUAAAGAUUCUAUCAUGGAUCUUACUAUAUACGACAUGGAUAAAGAUUUUGUUCUUGUCCUUUUUGGUAAUAAAAAUGGUAUAUUUUCUGAUGGAUUAAAAUGCAAAACUAGUGCUGAAAUUCAACUUGUACGUAUAAAUGAUAUCAACAAUGAUUUUAUAAAGGAUAUCGUCGUUUUACAUUAUCAAAAUAGUUAUGUAGAUAUUCUUUUCGGAUUAAAAAAUGGAUUUUUUUCUAAUCCAUUACAUUAUUUCAUAGGUAAUGGCUUGAAUGAAAUGGAAAUUGUUGAUAUUGAUAAUGAUAGUCAAAUGGAUAUUAUUGCGACUUUCGAUGGAAAAACUUAUUUAAAGAUGUUUUUUGGUUAUAAAAAUGGUUCAUUCACUAAUGAAAUCACAUAUGUCACUGGCUUUAUGAUGGAUUUUUUAGUUGCUGUUGAUUUAAAUAAUGAUACAAAACCAGAUAUCAUUGGUAGCAGUUUUUAUAGUAGUGAAAUAAUUGUUCUUGUUGGAUAUAACAACGGAUCUUUUAAUAUUCAAUCAAAAUAUCUUAUUGGUAGUACACCAUCAGAUAUACAAGCAAUUGAUAUCAAUCAAGAUUCUUUUGUGGAUAUUAUUGUUGCUAAUCGUUUUAGUAAUGAUAUUAGCGUUCUUUUUGGAAAUGGGCAAGGAUAUUUUGAAAAUGAAAGAAGAUAUGCAAUUGGUAUCAGUUCAACAUAUAUGACUAUUAUUGAUUUUGAUCAAGAUUCAAAACUUGAUAUUGUUGUUCAGCAAUCAAUUAGUUAUUAUAUAAGUAUUCUUUUUGGAAUUGAUACAGAAGUUUAUGUUAAACAAACAAUCUUUAUUAUGGACAAUAAUUCUCAUCCUCAAUCAUUAAUUAUUAAUGACUUUAACAAUGAUAAGUACCAAGAUAUUGUCAUACUAAGUGAUAAUACACAUACUAUGAAUGUGUUUCUUGGUUAUGGUAAUCUUUCAUUUCAUAAAGAAAUAACUUAUCCAAUUGAAAUCUAUUCAUCUAUUUAUUCAUUGACAAAUGGUCAUUUGAAUAAUGAUUAUUAUUUAGAUCUCGUUAUUGCAAAUUAUAAUACAUCUACUAUUGAUGUUUUUCUCGGUAAAGAAAAUGGUUUAUUUAAUGAUCGAAGAACAUAUUCAACAGGUUCGAAUUCUUUUCCAUCUUCAAUCGUUGUUAAUGAUUUUAAUAAUGAUACUUACCAAGAUAUUGUAGUUGGUAAUUCUCGAAGUAAUACCUUAGGAAUUUUUUUGGGAAGAAAUGAUGGAACAUUUGAAGAAAUGAUUAGUUUUGCAUUAGAAUAUGGUUCACAACCAUUUUCGCUUGUUGAAGGUGAUUUUAACGGUGACCAUAAAUUAGAUUUUGCUAUUGCAAAUGCUGGCAGUGACAGUUUAGAUAUUCUUGUACAAACUUGUUAA